CAACCCGGAGCCAGCGGGCCACAUCUGCCAGGAGAUGGCAGCAUCGGGCGCAAAUAACCAACGCGCGUAGGGCUGGAGAUACAGUAUGUAUUUAUUGAGGCUAUGUCAGCGGUGAGAAGAAGCAGCAACAAAACAAAACCAAAACAAAUCCCCGCAGAGAAGCUUUAACGAGAAGGCUGCGAGAGUGCGGGAACACGGAGGGAAGUUUGACCGCAUUCAGCGGUUCUGAUCGGCGGGGUAGCGGAGAGGGAAACGACGCGGCACCGAUCCAGGGCGUUGAUGUUAGGACAGACGGCCAACUGAGAAACAUCGUCCCGCACUCGGUUGGCGCGAGGGAUUUAAGCGACUGAUCUUAAGGAGUGAAGUAUACGCGGAGAGGAGGGCAGAGAUCCAGGCAGAGUUGGCGACAGCCUCGUCCACAGCCCUGCCUUUAUGAGCAUUUCAGUUUCCUUUGUUCUUCUGGCCAACCACGAGAGCCGGUGCAGGAUUUAAUAUAAACACUACAUCAACAGUGAUCACUGGAGCGCCCCCUUAAGUCUUUUCCCGGGGCCUUGCAGCGGAGUAAACUCUCCGAAGUAAUUUCCUUAUCUCUGCUCUGAGGAAGCGAGCCGAUAAACUCGGCACAAUUCAUGUUACCCCGAGGGGGCUGAAAAGAAGACGGCCUGCCCGGACCCUCCGGAGGAUCUGUCAUCAACUUCAGGAAACUUAGGAGUUUGAAACUCUGGCUGCGGCACACGGGAUGGGGAACAAAAACUCCAUUCCUCCGAGAGGUCCUGAAGGGGAAAUGACUCAAAAAGAGGAUGCAGCAUUGAUCAACUGUGCCACAGGCGGCGUCUCCUCAGACGAAGCUCAGAGGAUCAGCCCAGAGCUGCUGGCGGCCCUGCAAUCCCUUGGAGAAAACGAGGACUACACUCUCCUGCCGCACUCCCUGCACCAGGUUGCGGAGACCUACUCACUGAAGCAGGACUACCAGUGGGCCAUUCAGUUUCUACAGCUGGAGAAGCUCUACCAUGAACGGCUGCUGUCCAACCUCGCAGCCCUGCAGGAGAAAUGGGAGAGUGAGUUUAAUGAGAAGAAGGGCACUGAGAGUCCGACGCCUCCCGACACAGACAGCAUCAGCAUCAGUCAGAAACAUAUUGAGAAGCUGAGCCACAUCUGCAGGACACACCACAGACCCUCCCUCAACCCGGACCAGCAGACAAACCUGAACGCAGCACUCAAAGACCCUCAGAGCAGCACGGAUACUCCGCAGCCUUGUCUCGAUAAAGCCGACAAGCCAGAGACCGAACAAGGCGCUGCAGAGGGAGAAAAGAGCGUGACCUCCCAGUCCGAGUUUUCCUCACCACCCAUGGAGGAAGAGGAAGAGCGGCGGGAAGAGGGGGAAGAGGCGUUCGAGGAAGGGCAGGAAGUAGACGCUGGGGAGCAAGCGGUGCGCGGUGAGGACACACCGGAGGAAGAGGAGGUGAAGGUGGAGUGGCCGGCAGGAGUAGCGCAGGCCUCGGACAAAGACCUGGCCAAACUCUCCAACACGGAGGGGAGCUCCUCCCCAGAUGGUCUGGUCUCCAUUCUGAAGAGGAGGCGAGCCUCCCUUGACGGGCUUCCUCCCCCGAGCGACGGUGCCGAUAAGCAGAGCGGCAAACGCAAAGUUCGCUUCAGCGAGCCAGAGGACGGCAUAGACCAAGAUGAGGUUGGAGGGGAUUCCUGUCUUAUCCUGCUGCUGCUGUGCCUGGCCACUGUGGUGAUCAGCAUAGGCGGGACCGCGCUCUACUGCACUCUGGUGGACACUUACUCCAACAUCUGCACCGACUUCACUCAGAACGUCGACUUCUACGUCUCCAACGUGCGGGGCUUCCUGGAAGGCCUCGGACAGUGGCUGCCCCUGGGGACUUAGGCCCGGCUGGGUUUCAGACGCGUUGGCUGUGACGCAACAGACUUGGGUAACUGGGUAACAGGACGCUUGACGGGCUCCCCAGCACCAGCCAUGACCUUUUUGCUGCUUCCGUCAGAGAGUCUGAACAAGUGCAUCUCACUGUUUACCAGACCUGCACAAACAGUGCCUCGCAAAAGCAUUCACAACUGUGAACCUUUCUGGAUUUUGAUCAUAUUACAGCCACUAACUUGAGUGAAUUUUAAUGGGAAUUUAUGUGACAGAAUGUGAAAGAAACACGAGUUAAAAGAUUCUGGCGAAUACAAAGCGGGAAGUCCAGUUUAGCCCAUCUAGACGUUAAAAUUGUUGAAGUCUUUCUACAAAUGGUCAUUGGGCUUUAGGUCCAGACUUUGACUGGGGCAUUCUAACAUCUGCACUAAUCUAAACCACUUCAUCGUAGCUAUGGGGGUAGGUUUCUGUCUUUUUCCUGUGGGAAUUUGAAGCUCAACCCCAGUCUUUUGACGCCUCUAACAGGUUGUCUUCACAUAUUGAUCCAUCAGCUCUGAAGACAAGCAUCCCCUCAGCAUGAUACUGCCUGCACCAUGUUUUUGUGUUCGUUUUUUUCCACUCAUAGUGUUUUGCAUGUAAGCCAAUAAGUUUAAUUUUAAUUUCAUUUGGUCAGAACAUGUUUUUCCCCCCUACAUGUUCGCUUUGUCCCCCUGCGUGGCUUGGGGUAAACUACAACAGGACGUCUUACCUCUUACGACAUGGUGAAAGGCAGACUAGUGCAAAUGCACACCACAGUUUUCAGAUUUUUAUUUGUUUUAAAGCUGUGCACCGUUUUCCUUCCCCUUCACAGCGACGUACCAGUACAAGUUUAUGCAAAUAAAAUACGCUGAGAGGUUGUGUUCGUUUUGUGACAAAGUGGAGAAAAGUUCUAUGGGUAACUUUUGCAAGGCACUGGAACUGAACAGGUGCUCAACCUGUCAACACGGACGAAGGAAAACAUUUAGAACCACCAGUGAUGUAAAUAUUCUGUAACUGGGCCGCCACACAGGAGGGACGGACAGUCUCCGUUAUGUUCAGAUUAAAACAGAAGACGUCGACGUUUCCCGUCUCUCCCCACACACAUUUGUAAAAGUUGAUUCACGUGUGACCAUUAGAUUUAGAUGUUGGAAAAGCUUGCCUCGAGGAACAGCCAAAUCACAUUUCUGGUGAUUUUUUAAAGGGUUAUUUCACCAAUCAGGAUCAUUUCUUUUAUAUAGAUUUCAGCUUCAACCUACCUCUCGUCAGAUCAGGUUUGACUCUCCUGGAGGAGAAGAAGAGGGAAAGAUGUCGAUUUUGUUCUUUUGCGUCAUCGCUGACAGCAGCUGCUCUUACUUGCAUCCUUUCCUCCUUACAGAUACGUAGUUCUGACAUUCCUCCUAAAAUAAUCUUGUUUUGCUAUUGGUAUGGAAACAUUAUACAGACCUUACAAAAUGAGUCAUCCCCUUAAACCUUUUCAGAUUGUGUCAUAUUACAGCCACAAACAUCAGUGCAUUUCGCUGGUGUUUAUGUGAUAGAUCGACCUAAAGUUGUGCAUUCUUUGUAGAACCACCUUUCGCUGCAGUCCAGAUGUAUUGGGGUGUUUCUCUUUCAGCGUUGCACUUCUACAGAAUGACAUUUUUGCCCAUUCUUCUUUGCAAAAUAGCUCGUCUAAGUAAGGUGGCAUGGAAAGCAACUGCAACAUUGGUUUUCAAGUCUUACCAAAGAUUAUCAAUAGCAUUUAGGCCUGGACUUUGACUAGGCCAUUCUAACACAUGAAUGUUCUUUGAUCUAAACCAUUCCAUUGUAGCUCUUUCUGUAUGUUUAAGGGUUGUUGUCCUACUGCAAGGUGAGCCCAUUGAAGUCUUGCAGCCUCUAACAGGUUUUCCUCCAGGGUAGUCCAGUUUUAGCUUCUUUCGCAUACUUAGUGUGUUUUGGUUUCAUGGUUAUGUCUCAAUCUACAACACUAAACGGCUAGAUGUGCAUCAGGAGUGAUCAGUUUGCACAUAGAGGAUCAAUGGUGUUAAAUGGGAAAAGAUGGCAUUUGCUAGUCAGAAUAACUUGAUGGUCAACAUGGUUUUAACCACCGUGCGGCACUUUGACUGAAAUAUAUUCCACCUUCACGUUACUUCAACAGAAUCGUUUUUCUGAAAAUUUCUCUCGCUUCCAAAACUCAGAUUUGUAUGAACUAGUAGAAAGUUUGAUUAUGUCCAUUAAUACAGUAUGUGCACCACAAUCGUUUACCUCUCAAUGUUUUUAUAAGGUUUGUUUUGAUUUUCCACAGUGCAUCACUUUCAUUGUAAAA
Messenger RNA from Fundulus heteroclitus (mummichog), 4196 nucleotides. RefSeq names its product consortin, connexin sorting protein b (gene cnstb). Gene Ontology annotation, biological process: positive regulation of Golgi to plasma membrane protein transport. The transcript is spliced from 11 exons. The coding region runs from base 740 to 1891 and encodes 383 amino acids. NCBI's taxonomy places the organism in Eukaryota, Metazoa, Chordata, Actinopteri, Cyprinodontiformes, Fundulidae. Gene Ontology annotation, molecular function: connexin binding. The record is from RefSeq and is a predicted model, not a curated record. Gene Ontology annotation, cellular component: transport vesicle; plasma membrane; trans-Golgi network.